This is a messenger RNA of Aspergillus chevalieri, 1380 nucleotides long. Its product is annotated as NAD(P)/FAD-dependent oxidoreductase. The record is from RefSeq and is a predicted model, not a curated record. The transcript has 3 exons. Gene Ontology annotation, molecular function: oxidoreductase activity. Bases 1 to 1380 code for a protein of 459 amino acids. Gene Ontology annotation, cellular component: cytoplasm. NCBI's taxonomy places the organism in Eukaryota, Fungi, Ascomycota, Eurotiomycetes, Eurotiales, Aspergillaceae.
AUGCCCCAAGGAAACACCCUUCCCAACCAAGCCCCCAGUCUAAGCUACUGGCAACGCACAACCCGCUCCUUCCCCCAUCUCCACGCAAACAACACGAACCCCGUUCCAACCUCGGCAAAGUACGUUGUCAUCGGGUCGGGCAUUGCAGGGGCCCUCACAGCGUUCGAACUACUCGAGGCAGGCGUUAAUGCCAAAGAGGUUGUUAUCCUCGAGGCGAGAGAGGCGGCUGGUGGUGCUAGUUCGCGGAAUGCGGGGCAUGUGAGACCGGAUGCAUUCCGGGGCUUUACGGCGUAUUCCAAAGUCCAUGGCAAAGAACAAGCAUUGAAGAUCAUCGCGAACGAGCGCCUCGUUCUACAAAAAGUAGAUGAAUUCGUGAACAAGCAUAGCGUCGCCUGCGACUUCCACCGCACGAUGACAUUCGACGUCUGCAUGACACCCGAAUUCGCAAAAUACGAAGCUGCGAGCAUCAGUGCAUACAGGGAUGCAGGCGGUGAUGUAUCCCAUAUCAACUACUACACUGGAACAGAAGCGCAGGAGAAGACGAAAGUCCCCGGCGCGGUAGCUGCGUACGAAUGGUCUGCUGGUUCGAGCCAUCCGGCGAAAUUGGCUCAAUUCCUUUUAAACAGUGUGAUAGGAAGAGGCGCGAGGCUGUUCACUUUCUGUCCGGCCAUGGCUAUAACACAGUCAUCAGAUGCUAGGCCUGGGCUAUGGAAUGUCCAUACGCCCCGGAGAACACUGACGACUGAAAAAGUGAUACACUGCACCAACGCGCAUGCAGCGUUUCUACUACCCCUGCUGGACAACUACAUCACGCCGAACCGCGCUCAGGCACAUUCAUUAAUCCCAACGGCUGCAUUUACAGGGACAAAUAUCCUCCAAAACACAUUCUCGCUACGCUACAGUCUGCACCAUUUCUACUCCUUGGUUCAGCGACAAGCAGACGGUACGCUUAUCCUUGGCGUGUCGAGGUCAAAUCCUACGCUUAGCAGGGAGACGAUUGACGGGCAGUUGAGUACGGACGACAGCAAGUACAAUUGGGAGAUUGCGCAGGAUGCACUGCGUAGCUUUGGGGAAAUUUUUCCGAGUUAUGAGCCCGGGGCCUUGAUGCAUGGUGAGGGAUUGGACCAUGCUUGGACGGGCAUUAUUGCGAUGACGGCAGAUUCGGUGCCGUUUGUUGGGGAGGUUGAGGAGCUUCCGGGGCAGUUUGUUUGUGCGGGAUUCAAUGGGCAUGGUAUGGCGCGCAUUUUUACGUGUGCGCCGGGGAUUGUUAAGUUGGUGCUUGGGAAGCAGUGGGAGGAAACGGGUUUACCUGAGUGCUUUCAAAUCAGUACAGAGAGACUGGGUAGACUGUCGUCUCAAGCCGUGCCAUCAGUUUGGUGA